Microplitis demolitor is the source of this 2995-nucleotide messenger RNA. RefSeq lists its product as uncharacterized. The record is from RefSeq and is a predicted model, not a curated record. Bases 118 to 2931 code for a protein of 937 amino acids. The transcript has 2 exons. Lineage: Eukaryota; Metazoa; Arthropoda; Insecta; Hymenoptera; Braconidae.
GUCACGUGAUAAUUUAACCUGUCAUUGUUAUUUUAAUUCAACAGCGGUCCCAUGUGUUUUGAACUUGAUAUCAAACCUCAAUAAUAAAAAUAUAUUCAAAUAUUUAUUUAUAAAAACAUGGAUCAGUUCUACGAAAAAAUCCAAGGCUUGUUGAUGAGAAAAAACAACGAGUAUGAAUUAAAAAGUCUGUCAUCAAAUAUCACUCAAGAAAGUGCUGACCAGAUUGAUGAUUUGCUGACUGAGUUGUCAAGAACUUUUCAAAACUGUGGAAUAACAAUUGGAGAUGCUUCUGAGACAGAUAACAAGUGCGUCAAAGCAUUGCAGUACCUUAUUUUUAACACCAAUUUUAAUUGUCAGGAUCAAAUGGCUGAGGACAUCAUCAGUGGACACCUAGUGGACAUGUGCCCGGCACUGUCUCCCUAUUUGUUGAUCACUAUAACUUAUAAAUUUAAUUACGAGUUACUUUUAACAGAAAUGAUACUCUACUGUCCGCUGGAAUUGUGUGUCGAGAUAAUGGAGACAGUCCCAAGAUGUCUGAAUAUCAUGAGCUUCGAAUGCGCCAAGACAUUUAUAUUUCAUUUUAUUUCAAACGCGUACAAAAAAUUAUUACUUAUGAAACACAAAAGUCUUCAGUCAUCAGAGCUAGACAUGAGUUUAAAUAAAUUUGCCGUCCAGUUCCAAGAACUUGUCUCCAUAAUACGAGGACACAAACUCCUGCGUCUCGAUGAUGACACAAAAAAGAAAAAAGAACGACUUGGGUUUAUUAUAAAAGACAUCGCAAAGUUGAUCCUCGAGUGCUUGGAGUAUCAACAGAAGGACCUGGUACCGGAAGCGGACAAGGAAAAACUCUACAAGAUAACUUUUGGACGUGAGUUCAUCGUGAAACCUGAACCGGAGGCUGUCGAACGUCACCUGGGUGACUUUAACGCAGAGUUGCUGUCAAUGCUGUCGGCUAUCCUGCAGGAAGUAGACAUCGACACUUAUCUCGAGUGGGCUGAGUUGGACUCACCCGAAGAUUCAUCAAAAUCCCUGCAGCAGUCAGUCGGCGCUGACUGCUACAAUUUAAUUGAAGCCUUGAAGAAGUCCGAGCAGCUGAAACUGGAUGAUGAUCUGGUCAAGUGUCUUGAACAUUUGGCUUCGAAGCCCAAGCAGCCAAGCGAUCUGAGUCUCGAGGAACUUUGCCGCGGAGUUGAUGAGGGCAAGAAGGAAUGUUUGAAGCAGCUUACGAACCAGUACCAGAAGUGGGAUCCUUAUAUUUUCCAACGAGUGAAGCCUCAUUUUGAAUUAUUCGACAAAGACGACUUCCUAAAUCUUCUUGAGUAUCUUACAGACUUAAUUGAAAGCAAAUCUAAUGAAGACCACAAGCAGCGAGUGUAUAAUUUGGCGACCAAAAUCCUGCUCAAACUGGAGAUCACAGAAGUCUAUGAAGUUGCUGUUGAAUAUAUUUUGAAACACGACGCGAAAAAUAUUCUCGAGUCUGUAAAUACUGAGGAAAUGUUCAACGGAUUCAUUACCUGCAACACCAACUUCAAAGACUCCAUGAAAUUGCGUAUUCUUUUAUUUUUUAUAAUGAAAAACCCGCGAAAGUUUCUUAUGACGGUAAUUAAAAUGAGUAUCGGGAGCUCUGAGUUCCCUAACGUGAUGAUUCCGGCAGAAGAUUUGUUGCUUUUGUCCCCGAUAAUGAAAAUUUUUGACGAAACAAGCACUAAGCUGGUGCUGAGUGUCCUGUUGGAGAACAUCGGGCUCAAGAGAACUGACUUCAAGUCCACUAAAUUUUAUAAUUUCCUCCAGACGCUUAUUGACAAUGACGUUUUCACUGCCGACGAGCUCACCAAUGUCCUUUUCGUUCCUCUGAUCGAAGACACAACGACGCCAGUGGAGACUGUCAGGACAAUAAUGGUUUGCAUUCACAAAAUAAUUUUCUCGUUCACAGAAAAGCUGAAUCUCGGCGGGCUGCUGGUGGCCCUGGCGGCGAGAAUGAAACUUAUGAGGAGAAACAAACAGAUUUCAAAGUGCGACACCAAUGAAAUACUGGACUUGAUAAUUAAAAUCGUCAGGACGCUGAUAGAGAGCAAUGGAGACCAGCUGGUGAAGCCAGAGUUCAAAGCAAAAGAUGACGUAAUAAAAGUUAUUUUGCCAAUUGAUCAAAUUUAUUUCAAAGAACUGCUGAGUUACUCUGAGCCUCCAGACAUCACUGACAUAAUUCGCGACUACGGGAGACGGGUCGUCCUGGCGAUCGCACGAGUCUUCGAAGACUCGGAAGCACCGGAGCUUGACAUCAGGUCGCUCUGGAUAGACUUCAAAUUCCACUUGAUCUUGACCACCACCGAGGAAGAAUUUGUUCGAAUCGCCACCGAGCUGUCAGUAAUUCAUCCCGACUUCUUUGAUCCUCAGCUAAAGGAAGUGGAGGUCAUUGAUGCGGUGAUAGAAUUUGUAGGCUUAACAUCACGAGCUUGGUCUUAUUCUCUAGAGCUGCCGAAGGCUGUGCAGCCAAAGACUUUCGGCUGCUUGAUUAGAUCUCUUGCCAAGUUUAUAAAAUUAAUCAUGCGGAUUAAAGACAAAGAGUGGGAGUACGAAAGAAUUUCAAAUUCUCUGAGAGACAGCAUCAAGAGUCUGGCAUGCAGCAUCAAAGAUACGGGUUACGAAGAGAUUUAUCAGCAGCUUGUUCAGUCUUUGGACCGUCCGGCUGAUGAAGAAGCUUUAGAGUCCAUUUUACAGAUUGCUGAGUGUCUUGAAAGCUUUGGCAACAGUUGCCUGCAAAUAAACGUCGAUAUCAAAGACCGAGAAGUUUCAAUGGACUUGAUGAAGCUCCAGCUGGCUCAGGAGUUCAUCGACAAUUGCUUGCGCUUUGAAAUCCAAAUAUCCAGUCUCAUUAUCAAGGGGAUCAAUGAACUCCAUACUUUGUAUAUUCCUGAUACUGAUGAAAAAUAAUUUAAAUAUUCAAAUAUAAGUAAUAUAUUUUUUUUUUUAAUAAAUAAAUGAAUCAUUAUGGUAA